AUGUACAUAGUCUCCGUAAUGUCCAAACAUAUUCUCCUCCGCCGCUGCCGACCACAUCUCUUCUCCAGCUUCAGACGCGUGCAGCGCGCACACCCCACGCCAUCUUUCACUUCCUCGUCAUGUGUUCGAGAGCAUGAUGUGACGCAUGACUACGAGAAACGCGUAGCUCAACUACAGGCAAACAGACCGCUGGCAGAAUGCUACCCGAGACUGUCGGAAGAGGUGGCAUGGAGACGUGUAGAUAGGACAAGUCUUGACAAUCAAUAUGGGCAUCUUAAGCCAGAUGAGACAUACUCCGAUGCAUUGGAUCCCUUAGUCGGAAGAGUUCAGUCAGUCAGAACUGCUGGCUCGAAGCUUGUCUUCAUCGACAUCAACACGUUCUCCGGCAAUAUCCAAGCCGUCUGCCAGUUCAGCAAGCUCCAGCAGGAAGACAGCAACAUAACCAUAGAGAGCUUCAAGGCUUUUGGUAAGCUCAUCAGGAAAGGCGACUUUUGGUCUGUAGUAGGGCAUGCGCACAGGACUGCCCGCGGUGAGCUAUCAGUGCGGGCCACGGAACUACCCACUCUAUUAUCGCCUUCGCUGCACCAGAUUCCCGAAGCGCUGGAGGAUCCCGAAGCACGAGCACGAGCUCGCCAUGUCGACAUGUUGGUCAAUGCGGAAGCCAUACAAACACUGCAAGUCCGGCAUCAUGUCGAGGCAACGAUGCAGCAGUUCUUCAACGAGCGGGGCUUCACCAAAGUCACUACACCUCUACUUGGCGCCGGUGCAGGUGGAGCUGCUGCACGACCUUUCGAGACAGAGGCCACCGAGCUGGCUGGCGAAAAGCUGAACUUGCGCAUUGCGCCCGAGCUAUGGCUGAAGCGUCUUGUAGUCGGCGGUAUGGAUCGCGUAUACGAGAUGGGGCCUGCUUUCCGCAACGAAGGUGUAGAUGCCACGCACAACCCGGAGUUCAAUAUCUGCGAGUUUUACCAGGCCUAUGCCACGCUGGAGACACUAACGCUACGCACAGAAGAGCUGAUCCAUAGCCUCAAAGGGCAGAUGCAGGCGCUACGUGAGGAAGGUAUCUUCAAGGACCUGCCAGAUAUUGACCCGAUCCUGGAGAAGGACUUCGCUAUGAUCGAGUUCAUUCCUGCCCUGGAAGAGAAGUUGGAGGUCAAGCUGCCAGCUCUCCAGUCGGCAGAUGCAUACGACCAGGUGUUGGAACUGUUCAAGCGCCACAACAUAGCAGUACCAUCCAACCCGACAUUGGCACGGCUCCUUGACGCCUUCUCCGCCCACUACCUCGAACCGAAUUCCUUCGACCAACCAAUCUUCAUCACAAAUCACCCUGCAUGUAUGUCACCGCUAAGCAAACACUUCACCUGCGAAAAGACAGGCCAGAUUGUCGCCGCUCGCGCCGAGCUCUUCAUCAAUGGCAGAGAAUACGCCAACAUGUAUGAGGAGGAGAACAGUCCUAUCGAGCAGAGGAGGAAGUUCGAAGAGCAGCUGAAGCAGCGAGAGACAAAUAAGGAAGCGAUGGAGCUCGAUGAGAGCUACCUAAAGGCGCUCGAGUGGGGAUUGCCGCCCACAGGUGGGUGGGGAUGUGGUGUGGAUAGGCUGGUCAUGCUGUUCAGUGGACGAGAGAGGAUUAGUGAUGUGCUGGCAUUCGGGAGUUUGAGGAACGUGGUGGGAUUGGGGAGUGGGCGGCGUGGAUGA
Messenger RNA from Fulvia fulva, 1695 nucleotides. Its product is annotated as Lysine--tRNA ligase, mitochondrial. The record is from RefSeq and is a predicted model, not a curated record. Gene Ontology annotation, biological process: mitochondrial lysyl-tRNA aminoacylation. Lineage: Eukaryota; Fungi; Ascomycota; Dothideomycetes; Mycosphaerellales; Mycosphaerellaceae. The transcript has 3 exons. Gene Ontology annotation, molecular function: ATP binding; tRNA binding; lysine-tRNA ligase activity. Bases 1 to 1695 code for a protein of 564 amino acids. Gene Ontology annotation, cellular component: mitochondrion; cytoplasm.